Molecule: messenger RNA, 444 nt
Organism: Brassica rapa (field mustard)
Lineage: Eukaryota; Viridiplantae; Streptophyta; Magnoliopsida; Brassicales; Brassicaceae
Product: B3 domain-containing protein At2g33720-like
Molecular function (GO): DNA binding
Source: RefSeq, a predicted model, not a curated record
AUGGUGAACACACAAGUUGGGGGAGCAAGCAUGAGGCCUGUCCGUUUCUCUAACGCAGCAUCGCGGCGGCAACCAAUAAUUAACAAACAGCACUCGGUUUCUUCUGCUACAAGAAACGAAGGAGUAAUUAGUCUCGCGCACUUAAGGGACAAAAAGGCUCCAGGUACCGAGUUAACCCUCUCCAUAAACCCUGAUAUAUGGGAAAUCAAGAAACAUCUCACAGUGAGCGACAUGAGAAACAACCAAACACGCCUUAUGCUACCUAAGGAUGAUGUGGUUGCGCAUAUUCUGGACUACCUAACGGAUGAAGAGCGCCUAAUGAUCGAAGAUGCAAAUAAUCGAGGGUUGAGGAUCAGAGUGUACGACAGCGAUACUGAGUCUUUGCAUCAGCUGACUUUGAAAAAGUGGCAUUCAAGUGGAAGCUAUGUGUUCAUUAGCAAUUGA